UGACAGUUGCGAGGGCGGAUUGUGCGAUAACUAGUAACCCUUCUUGGUACGAAAAUAACCUGAGACCUACUCUGUAAGUGCCAAGCUGUACACGUGACUUUGCAGCCAUUGGCGGAGGUUAUCGACAAAUUUAAUCUUACCUCAAUUGGAACACUGAAUCAUCAACAACCAAAAUGCUCCAACUUUUGACCCAUCCUCUGCAUCGCGAUGGUGCUAGACUAGCCGAGGGCCCUUUGUCUCUUGUACGCCAGUUUUCAGUCGCUCAACUCCAGGCAGUAAACACACGCCAACCUAACACACAUGGAAGGGUUGUUCUUUCAGGGUCUGCUUUGGCUGCGCGUUCUCAUACUGGCUCCCAAAAGCCCAAUCUCCCAUCAACGAACUUGAACCCCAGAAAUACUAAUACUGAGCGUCCUCGUCCUCGGAGAAUAAUUGAUGCAAGAUCUCUGGCCGCGUCCCGAGCUGCUGGUAAACCGACAAAUAUUAUAAGAGGCCCCAGGAUUCGACCCACUCCGGGUGGGCUACCAGCGCGCGCUCGCAUACCUGGUGUGAAAUCCAAGGCGACUGCAUCCAAAGACCGAAAAAGAGGCAGUUCCAGUGGGUCCGGACAGUCGGCUACAGAGACAGCCGAUUUACUGCAGGAGGCGGCAGUCAAUGAUGUGUAUCGCGAGCUUGCGGAGCAAACGAGGCCUAAGCCCAUUCGAUACGAACCCGAACCUGUCUCUCUAGCAUCUCUGAAGGAGACCUGGCCUUCAUUGCCCACCGAUGUAGGCGCCCAUACCGCUGGAAUGGUUGAGAAGUUGUCGUCAUUCAGCGACCGCUUUGCCAAUGGAUAUGUACCCCCAAAUGAGCUGGGUAGACGACUUUUCCGAGGGAAAUUCGUUCGUUUCAUGAAUGAAAAAGAAAAAUCCGAGGCUAUCAUGGAGGCAAACAAGUUGUCCCAAGAAUGCGCCGACCGGUUGUCUCAACGCAAAGGCGAUCUACUCGAUCCAAACCCGAUCAACUUCAAUCCGAUCAGCACACAAGAUCAGAACGUACUUAUGGGGCUGGUUGUUCAGGGCAAUUAUCCUAAGUCGGUUGCGGAGCGGGGUGCUAAACUUUCAGUUGUUGAAAUGGUCUCAGAAAACCUGAGAAACAAUGCAACUUAUCAAACGGCUGGCAAGAGUUCUGCGUUCAUGGAGAAAUUGGAUUCCCUUCUAGCCUCGGGUCGUGGUACAACGCGUAUCUGAGCACCUGCUGUGUUUACUAUCAUUGUACAGUACUGUCCUCUCAUGUACCUUUACUUUUCUCUUGAUUUACUAUUCGGCCUCCAGACCCCUACUUGGCCUGCUGAAUGGCUGCGCAUGGGCAAGUGACCGGUCCAGGGACCAAAG
This is a messenger RNA of Aspergillus heteromorphus CBS 117.55, 1373 nucleotides long. RefSeq lists its product as uncharacterized. The transcript has 2 exons. The coding region runs from base 174 to 1229 and encodes 351 amino acids. The record is from RefSeq and is a predicted model, not a curated record. Lineage: Eukaryota; Fungi; Ascomycota; Eurotiomycetes; Eurotiales; Aspergillaceae.